Messenger RNA from Annulohypoxylon truncatum, 1326 nucleotides. Its product is annotated as acid phosphatase/Vanadium-dependent haloperoxidase. Gene Ontology annotation, biological process: phospholipid metabolic process. Lineage: Eukaryota; Fungi; Ascomycota; Sordariomycetes; Xylariales; Hypoxylaceae. The transcript has 2 exons. Gene Ontology annotation, molecular function: phosphatidate phosphatase activity. The record is from RefSeq and is a predicted model, not a curated record. Bases 1 to 1326 code for a protein of 441 amino acids.
AUGUCCGAACAUGGUUUUGCGAAUAUGUCGAGUCGCAAGUCCAAUAUUAGUACUCUGGUCAUCGGGUCCUACGUCUUCGACUGGUUGAUACUCAUCGCCGUCGGCGUCGUCGGAGUCGUGCUGGGUAACGUCACUCCGAAUAAGAGACCCUUUAGCUUACAAGACCCCAAUAUAUCUUUCCCUUACACCGUUCACGAGACCGUAUCGUCCGCCCUCCUUUUGACCUGCAAUGCCGCCAUCCCCGUCGCCGUUAUCCUGAUAGUCGUUAUGAUAUUUGUGCCUGGACCUACUGUUCCCAAAGGCACACCGAAAUCCUUAAUUUGGAAGCGGAAGCUCUGGGAGCUACAUACGGGAUGGCUAGGCUUAGCUCUUUCAUUAAUAUCGGCUUGGAUCAUUACGCAAGGGAUGAAGAAUCUCUUUGGAAAGCCGCGACCGGAUCUCCUAUCCCGAUGCCAGCCAGAUCUCGAGAACUUCCGGAAAUAUAUUGUUGGCUUUAACACGCCCUCGGACGACGGUUCGCCGAACGGCCCCUACAACGGUCAAUUAGUUAGCGGAGAUAUUUGCAAGAAUCCGGACAGUUCCUUGCUCGACGAUGGUUUCCGCAGCUAUCCCUCGGGACACGCUAGUUCAUCGGCCGCAGGUUUGAUUUAUCUUUCGUUCUUCCUGGCAAGCAAGUUCGCUAUCACGCUCCCGUUUGUUCCGGAGGGGACGCCAUCCGCCGACACGGGUCUUGUAACCGCCUUCCCAUCCCGACUACGCAGUGACGGUCUCGACACGUCCUACGAAGCUGUACGACAGGCCGCGCAAAAUAACGAAAGCAUCGAAAGAUCCGUGUCUCCUGCUGGCCGAGCAGAAGCAAAACAGAUCGGAGCCCACAAUUCAGCCGUCUUAUCUGUUCGCAGACAAGCUGCCGCGCCUCCCGUAUAUCUGCUCCUUUUAACCGUUCUUCCCUUUUUCACCGCCAUCUUCAUCGCCAGUUCGCGUUGGUUCGACUUCCGACACCACGGAUUCGAUAUUCUCUUCGGGUUCAUGAUCGGCACCAUUACGGCCUGGUUUGCGUUCCGCUAUUACCAUCUUCCAAUCAGGUCGGGCGCAGGGUGGGCCUGGGGCCCACGCAGUCACGAUAAGGCGUUUUGGGCGGGCUUGGGGUCGUGGAGUUACGCGACGGAUAGGAAGCACUGGGUCCGGCCCGGGGACGAGGCAGAAGGAGUGCCGGGUCACCGCGCGGACGAUAUCGAGUUAGGUGUGCGGUAUAGAUCGAAAGCGGACGCUCCAUCACAUGCGGAAAGCUCGGAGACUGCUGCUAUGGAAGCAGAGCGAAUUUGA